Molecule: messenger RNA, 1112 nt
Organism: Nicotiana attenuata
Lineage: Eukaryota; Viridiplantae; Streptophyta; Magnoliopsida; Solanales; Solanaceae
Product: auxin-responsive protein IAA17-like
Exons: 3
Coding region: 424-717 (97 amino acids)
Source: RefSeq, a predicted model, not a curated record
UUGCAAAAUCAAGCCUAUAAAAAGGGUAACAAAUUAACAUAGCGAAAACUGUUGCAGAUAUCAGUGUUCUCUUUUUGGGAGAAGUUUAAAACUCAUCUAAUUUCAUCAAAUGUUGACUAGAUCGAAGAAUCAUAGAUUGUUCUACUAUUUCCAUUAAUAUGAAUGGUAGGAGAUUUGUACAAAUAAUGACCAGAUCGAAGAACCAUGGAUUCCGAUGAUAGAUUGUGAAAGAAGACGAUCCAAUUGGUGGUUGUAGACAUGAAAUCUGAAGUUUAUCACACAGAAAACAGGUUCUUUGUUCUCCUUUUUUUAAAUUUAUUUAUCUUCUAUUUGAAACUUGAAUUGAAUAAACAAAAGGAUACAAGACGAAUGAAGUAGGAUUUCUUACGUUAAAAUCUUAGCUGAAGUCAGUUGACGAGUGUGAUGGGAGCGGAGUGUGACAAAAUUCAAUUGGAUUAUGAAGCGGAGACGAAGCUGAGGCUAGGGUUGCCCGGAGCCAUUAAUGAAAAUGAAGGUGAAGUGACGUCAAAGAAUAAUGGGAAGAGUCUUUCAGAAACUGUUGACUUGAAACAAAACCUUUCUUCAACGGGUUCUACAGUUGAUAAUCAAGUUGACAACAUGAAGGAGAAGAAGAAUAUUGCUCCCACUGAUCCUGCUAAGCCACCAGCCAAGGACAUUCAGAUAGACAAAGUUGUAUUUGAGGAAGAUACACCCUGAUGAUGGAACUGCAUUACUUUUUAUGUUUCGCAACUAGAGGCGGAUUUUGAAGUUUUUAAUCCGGAUGGCAUGUUGAGCUACAGUAUCUCGACGAAACAAAUCCUCAACAAAUGCUUAUCGACAUGCCAAAUAGUAAAUACACUGGAAGUGCAGAGCAAGGUUGGUGUUGGAGGUUACAUGGGAUCGACUCAGUCGACCGGUGCCGAUGAUAUCUGGAUGCUUUGAAUUGGAGAAUUGCCAUUUUCGAUGGAUGAAUAAUAUCUCUAUAGCUUUUUUGCAAAAGUAGGCGAUGUACUAAAGUUUCUAAAAUACAUUGUUAUGCUGAGUGUUUUAAUAUGUAAACUGUAUCUUAUGGAGAAGAAUAAAUCUUUUAAAUUGUUGUGAGAAUUGAUAAG